Messenger RNA from Sturnus vulgaris (Common starling), 3725 nucleotides. NCBI's taxonomy places the organism in Eukaryota, Metazoa, Chordata, Aves, Passeriformes, Sturnidae. The record is from RefSeq and is a predicted model, not a curated record.
ACAGUUGUUGCUGGUCACCAGGCACAGUGCCAUGAUAUGGACAGACUGACAGGUCUGCUUUCACAGACAAGACUAAUAUCAUGCUAAACCUGACUGGUGACCCUCUAUAACUAUUUUUCAUGCCUAUAGAAAAAAAAAUACGGAAGAACCUAUUUUAGAGGGGGGAAAAAAGGUGGAAAUUCUUUUUGCUAUUUGAGUGCCUUGAAAGUGGGGCUUAAGACAUAGGAAGUCAUAGAAUUUAAAUCAUAGCAAUGGCAGACCAAGGAAUUUAUGUGGGUCAUCUGGGAUUUGUUUUUUUACUACAUUUAAGUUUUAUGUAUGACCUGUAAUCACUUGCUGGGGCAAAAAGCAAAUGCAACAGAAGGGGCAGGAGGAUGUGAGCAAAUCAUGCUUGACUGUGAAAUGGUGCACCUCAACCCUGCUUUGAAAGAACCACUUCCUGGGCAGGGAGUAACCAUGAUUGCAAGCCUCCCUCUGACUAUGGGAGCCUUUUGAAAAUGCUGUUACAUAAAUGCUAUAUUUUGGCUCAUUCUGUGGAUCCUUUUCUCACUAGGAACUGUACUAAAACUUCUAAGAGGUUUAUGAAACGGGUAUUAGACAUAAAUGUUUUUUUCUAAAUGGGAUUAAGUCCAAGAUUCAGUCUUUAAAGUUCCCUUACAUUUCUUAAACUACCACAGUCCAUUUCCCAUGUGUCUAUACCCACAUUUAUUUUCUUAACACUCUUAAAAUUAUUGGUGCAAACUUGACUUUUCUUAUUGAUCUCUCUUUUUUUGAUCAUUCUGGUGUACUUCCCCUUCUGUUUCAAAUGUCUUUGACUUUUCUACUCUCUCUUUUGCUUUUCAUAUAGAAUUUAAAUGCUGUGCCAACAAAGCACUGAAGUAAAAGCUUAUAUUUUGAUGUGAUGAUAUUCCCCAGUGCAUUUGACCCACCAUUCACAAUAAAGCCUUACUCCUUGCUGGAUGACUCAUAUCAGGAAGUAACUUUUAAUGGAUGUUUUUUGUGCAAAUAUCCUAUGCCACCUCCAUAUUAAAGAGAUCAGUUGUUUAUGAGAGAACUCUGGCCUAUAUCUUUCAAUAGGGAAGUUUGUCAGUGUAGUACUACAGUUGAGAUUUAAAUAAUUUUGCCUGGAAAUCUUUUGGAGCAUCCCCCACUGCCACUGUAAUCAUGUCUCUUUUUAUGCUUCUGGUGAUGGAUCCAUGUAUUUUAGCUGGAUCUUAGGAGAACUAUGCAGUUAUAGAUACUAAAGGUGAACUUCAGAGUGUUCUAGUUUAAAGAUAGGCCAGGGUGGUAGCUGUGAGGUGCCCUAAACAUCUGGCAGCAGGGCAGAUGACCACAUAGUGGUUUAAUUCCACCUCACAAUGUAAGUGGACUUCAUCAUGUAAAAUACAAAUAGCACUUAUCAAACCCCUCUGAUAUGGAGGUUUUCCCCUUUUAGAAAAUAAUUUCUCUUUGCCUAAGAUUUAGAAAAGGACGUUGGAAACUAGGUCUUAGCAUCUUAUUUCAGAAGUGAGAUGAAAGAACAGAUUUGGGCUAGAGGGCUUGAACCCUCUCUUGGCACACAGUUUAGGAACAUACAGUCUCUUGACAGAGGUGUCAUCUUAGAAAUGUUUGAGGUUUUUUCCUUCCACUUUUCCCAUUGGAAGGCUGAUUCCAAAUCCAGUUAAAGGCUAGGAACUUUAUUUGCAUUCUGAGCCUAAAUAUAUUCAGGAACAACCUUUAUCCAUUUGUUUUGUGACACCAUUACCUUUUAUCUUGAAUAGUUCUUUAUUAAUAAUUAAUAGGGUAUUAAUUAAUAUUUAAUAGAGAGCAAACACAUCCUCCCUUACCUUUCCCCUUAGCUGUUUCACUUCAUUUUGCUAGACUAAACAAUCUAAGCUCCUCUAAUCUCCCUUGAAGAAAAGAAAGCUCUCUCCAAAAUGAUUUUUGCAGACAUUUUCUACACCUGGUCUAUUUUCAUUUUAUGAUGGCCAAACUCCAGCUUGCAAAAUGCAUGUGGCUCAUGAGCUCUUACAAUGUGUCUCUUUUGCUGAUUAUUCAGUGUUAGUGCUGCUGCCCAAAAUACAAGUGAAGUGUAUUGCCAGCACUGCAAGGUAAGAAAAUGGAAUAAAUAGGCACAGGAUCAAUGCACAAUGCCCUGGUACAUGUGAUGCUUCUAGUAUUAAGAAGCAGCUUCCAACUCUUCUGUGUAUUCCACAGUGUUGGCAGGACCAAGGAUGCAGGAACAAGAUUGCAUUAAAAGCAUCCACUUCAAGAAACUACAACAGUGUUUAUUCAAGCUUUGAAUUUGGAAGUCGUGCCGGGAUCCCUGCCACGGCACGCUUGAACCGUGAAACCCAGAGCCUAAUGAGCUGUGUCUGGGCCCUGUGCUUGGUGAUAUCCCAUCUCAAGAUGCUGCUAAUACAGUAGCGAAUUAUUCCUAACUGAAGAAGUCUAACACAAGAAAAAAUAUCCAGGGAAUAGCAAUGGCUGCCGCAGCUGAUGGUUUGGGAAGUAUAGCUAUAGAUACCACACAGCUUAACAUGUCAGUCACUGAUCCCACGGCUUGGGCUACAGCUAUGAAUAAUCUGGGGAUGGUUCCAGUAGGACUAGCAGGACAACAGCUUGUGACAGAUUCAAUCUGUGUACCAGGCUUUGAUCCAAGCCUUAGCAUGAUGACUGGAAUCACUCCGAUUAACCCAAUGAUACCAGGCAUGGGGUUAGUGCCGCCACCACCACCAACAGAUGUGCCUGUAGUCAAAGAAAUAAUUCACUGCAAAAGCUGCACGCUCUUCCCUCCAAACCCAAAUCUUCCACCACCUUCAACAAGAGAGAGACCUCCUGGGUGUAAAACAGUGUUUGUUGGAGGAUUACCAGAAAACGCAACGGAGGAAAUUAUUCAGGAAGUCUUUGAGCAGUGUGGAGAUAUAACAGCAAUUCGGAAAAGCAAGAAGAAUUUUUGUCACAUUCGUUUUGCAGAGGAGUUCAUGGUUGAUAAAGCCAUUUACCUUUCUGGUUACCGCAUGAGAUUAGGAUCUAGCACAGACAAAAAGGAUUCAGGUCGCCUUCAUGUUGAUUUUGCUCAGGCAAGAGAUGACUUUUAUGAAUGGGAAUGCAAACAAAGAAUGUUGGCCAGAGAAGAACGCCACAGACGCAAAAUGGAAGAAGACAGACUGCGCCCUCCUUCACCUCCAGCAAUAAUGCAUUAUUCUGAACACGAAGCUGCUUUGCUGGCUGAAAAAUUGAAAGACGAUAGCAAGUUUUCCGAGGCCAUCACGGUGCUGCUCACCUGGAUUGAGCGGGGCGAGGUGAAUCGUCGCUCUGCCAACCAGUUCUAUUCCAUGGUGCAGUCGGCCAACAGCCACGUCCGCCGGCUCAUGAACGAAAAGGCGGCUCACGAGCAGGAAAUGGAGCAAGCCAAGGAGAGUUUCAAAAAUGCCUUAACAGGGAUCCUCACUCAAUUUGAGCAGAUUGUCGCCGUUUUCAACGCUUCUACCAGACAAAAAGCUUGGGACCAUUUCUCGAAAGCCCAGCGAAAGAACAUAGACAUUUGGCGAAAGCAUUCUGAGGAGCUCCGAAAUGCUCACAGUGAACAGCUCAUGGGAAUCCGCCGGGAAGAGGAGAUGGAAAUGUCCGAUGAUGACAGUGGUGACAAUCCCAGUAAAAAGCUGAGAGUAGAUGAUUCAGGUAAAUAUAUGCAAGUGUUGUUUUAUUAAAAGCAAACAAAAACUUACAUAUGAGAAGUGACA